AUGCUAGCUGCAGCGGGUAAGAAAUUUUGCCAGUAUAAAACAGUGUGCAAAGAUGUUGUUUUCCGUUUCGUUCAAAAUCAUCUUGGUGUCAAGAUUGAUCCGUCUUCCAUCGAUUCGGUGUGGCGAUUUAAAACCUCGUCAGCAACUAAUAAUAAUCGUCCGCCACUUCUUGGUAUCGCGUUUAACGACUUGUCUGUUCGUUCGUCGAUCCUAGCAAAGACACCUACUAUUAAAAACUCGUCUGAUGCUCUUGUCAAAAUUGUUUACAUCGGUAAACAUUUGACAAAAAAACAAUCUUUGCAAGCCUUUGAGGCUCGACAACGACAGAAUAGGUCGCAAGAAGAACAACAGCAAUCAACUACAUCAUCUGUUGUUAGCAAGGACAAUAAUCGGCCGAAUCAAAAUAGUAACGUCAGGCACGCUUUGUGUAGUGAAAUAGAAAAAUGUGUUUAUAUAAAUAAGCCCUGGUAUCCGUCAGCCAAUAUUCUGAUUCAAGAUCGUUUAUUAAAAUUUGUUGAAAGAGGACUUGAUGAUGAACAAGAGGAAAAAGAAUUUGGCGUUCUAAAUUCUGGUAGAUGUUAUAAGAUAACAAGAGAUGAAAAUGGUGAAGUACAACUAGUAGCAACAAAAGCAAAAAGAAAAGCAAAAAACGAAGAGAAAGAAACCGAGCAAAAGGAAAAACAAAAAAUAGAUUUCUUCAUUUUAUUUGAUAAAAAAAAAGAAGUGCAAGUGGUAUUACGCGAACUAAUGACAGUUGCGGAAGAGACGGGUUACAUCCCAUCCGAAAUCAAGUGUUACAAAGCAUUAACAGAAAAACAGUUUGAUAUUGCAUCCAAUAGAAUUCGACACAUUCAGACGGCGUUAUCUACAUGUGUCAAGGUGGUGAAACCAACAAGUACAUCUCAAACGCUCGAACGUGAAAAAGAAAAGAAUCAGGCUGCUCGAAAUGAUGAAGAAGCCAGUUGUAAUAAUGAAAGUGGUAGUGGUCGUGCGGUUUGUUGUUCAGGAAAAGAAGAAAGGAACAAAGUAUACAACGAUGAAAAAGAAAAUGACGAUGAUCAACGGAAACUCGAACGGCGACAGCAACAACUGGGCGAUAAACCAAAUCGAAAGAAACGGGAAGUUGUUCAAUUGAUUGAUGCAUUAACGUCGACCUCGCCACUAUUUCUUUUAUUUCUCGAUUGUGUAUAUCAGUUAAUUGUUCAAAAUCCAUUUUUAUUUGAAUUUACAGAUGAUUUACUUAUUGAAUUGUAUUGUAGUGUUUGUUAUUGUUGUCAUCAUACGUUUUUAUUUAACAAUGUUGGUGAACGACUUGAUGCAAUGAAAAAUUGUCCAAAUCAUUUAUUAUUAUUAUUAUUAUCAACAUUUGGUUUUUCAUUAUAUUUGUCGUUAAAAUCACGCUUAAUAACAGAAAAACCUGAUGAACGAUCAUCAUCAAAGGAAAACGAAGAGUUAGCAUCGUUUACAGGAAAAAAACGCUCACGUUCAAAGUGGAGUACAGAAGCAGCAAUUACGGAACUUUUGGAUUCUAAUGUGAUCUUUGGAAAACGUGAAAGAAAGCCGCCAGCACUAUACAAGUCAUGA
Molecule: messenger RNA, 1584 nt
Organism: Didymodactylos carnosus
Lineage: Eukaryota; Metazoa; Rotifera; Eurotatoria; Philodinida; Philodinidae
Source: the annotation of a GenBank genome assembly